CUUUAAAUAAAAUCUGUAAACUAUCGGGUUGGCUUAUAUUGAUUGGGCUGUUCAAAGAAAGUUUACAGGAAACCUCUGUGUUUACUGAAGUCUGUCAGCCAUGAAGUCCAACCAAGUAUUUUACAUCGCCUUGAGCUUGCUUCUGCUGGGAUCCUUGCUGCCAAACGAAGUGGAGUCCUUAAAAGUAGAUCUUAAUAAGCUGUCGGAGUGCACAGAAUCGGGAUUGAAAGUAGCCGCCACGUUGAUCUCGAGGGCGAUACCAUGUGUAAAAAAAUUGGCAAAGUGUGCUGACUUUCGAGCCAUUAAGACUAAGGACCUUGAUAUUACCGGACUGGCCCUCUUGGGCUAUCAAUAUCUGCAAAAGGUCGUGAACAACCAAAGAUGUCUAUUGAUCACCUUGAAAGAAGGCUACGAUGCUGUUUCGCCAUACAUUGACAAACUUAUUAGUGAGAAUUGCCUACCAGGGCUCAGCUAAACAAUAUAUACAUAUGCAACAACUUUA
Messenger RNA from Drosophila mauritiana, 502 nucleotides. RefSeq lists its product as uncharacterized. The transcript is spliced from 3 exons. Bases 101 to 475 code for a protein of 124 amino acids. The record is from RefSeq and is a predicted model, not a curated record. NCBI's taxonomy places the organism in Eukaryota, Metazoa, Arthropoda, Insecta, Diptera, Drosophilidae.